GGGACCGCUGCGUAAUGCUAUUCUAUGCUAACCUUGUAGGCUCCCUAUGUAGAAGGGUUCUGACAUGAUUGUGUUAUUGCGUCUCCACGGCAACACUUUAGUUUUCGGUACAUUAUAAAUCAUUUGACGCACUUUGCUGUCGAGGUGGCUUUAAAUAGGCAUCUAAAUGGCUCAUGUUCGGACCUACAAUCCACGCGUGCGUGUUGGUAAUUGGAGAGAAGACGUGACUUUAGAAGAGGAUACUCUAAAGGACUUCAUUCUUCAAAAAGAGAGAGGUCAACUCACCGUCCAGAAAGAAGGAGUUUUGAGACAAAACAUUUUGAAACCAGUGAGUUUAUCAGUGUCGCAUGAUGGCUUUUUGCACUUUGGAGACACAGUGAUGCUGGUGAACUCCGGAGGUGGAGGUCAUGACCUGCGUGGCCCCUGUGCCCUCAGCAUCAUUGCUGACAGCAGUAAUAUUGAGUCACAUUCAGGUACAAAUUCAGUCCUCCAUCUUCUUGGGCCCCUCCAAGUCGGUGGAGCCAACAGCAUGGAUCCUUGUGUUAGAAACGCCUUUGUCAUUACAAGCGUUGAUGGGACCUCAGAUGGAGAGAUGGUCAGAUAUGAUCAAAACUUUGCCCUUAGAACUACCGCAGGCUUUUCUGGAGAGCUCUACCUUGCCAGUGAUUACAGAACUUUUCAGAAAUAUGCUAAGAAGUCUCGCCUGCAGGAGUUGAGCUUAGUAGACAGCAAUGAUUUCCUGUGCUGGUGGAGGGUGAUUUAUUUUGACCCCCUAGAAAGGCUUGAGAAUGAGGGUUACCCUGUGCAGGCGAACAGCAAGGUUUUGAUUACCCACUGUAAGACCAAUCAGUGUCUGGCUGCUCUGGGCAAUCACAUCCUGUGGACUCCAUUUGGUAAAGAGUAUGAACUCACAGCUCACACUUUCUUGGACACCCAUAAAGCCGAGCGGGACGUUAACCAUUGGCUGUUUGUCACGGGUCAUCCUACCAAUCAGAAUCAAAGCCUACUGCAACUACAACAAAACCCUGUUAUAACAGAUGAACACAGGGAAGACACAGAGCCAACACAGGAGACAGAAGAACAAUAAUAGCAAUGAU
This is a messenger RNA of Xyrauchen texanus (razorback sucker), 1097 nucleotides long. RefSeq names its product cilia and flagella associated protein 161 (gene cfap161). Bases 167 to 1087 code for a protein of 306 amino acids. Gene Ontology annotation, biological process: cilium assembly. The record is from RefSeq and is a predicted model, not a curated record. The transcript has 7 exons. Gene Ontology annotation, cellular component: motile cilium. NCBI's taxonomy places the organism in Eukaryota, Metazoa, Chordata, Actinopteri, Cypriniformes, Catostomidae.